GCCAGGGACCUUUGACAUUUUUUGCUUGACUCAGGCUCUUUUUUUUUCUCUCAACAUAUUUUUUUCCCAUGUUUCGGGGUGUUGCUUUUUGGGGGGCGCGUUUGGUAUUUUUGGUUAAACCAUGUGGCAACCCUAGUUACUGGCCUGUCACCCACUUGGUCUGGCAGCCAGACCAACGUCGCUACCAUCGAGCGCUUUAGAAAACCUACCUGAAUGUCUGUGUGUCCGGCCAGUGCUCCUCAACCAGCUAGGACCUCCACUUUGUGAUGCUGCCGCCUCUUGCCUUGACAUACAGCAAGCUGGGGGCCAGGCCAUGUGGCUGCAAUGGGCUUGCUUCUCACACACCUACUGACAAGAGCAAAAAACACCAGGCGCCCUCCUCCUCCCCCACCCCCGCCUGGUACAGGAACAGUGAUGCCUGUUCCCCUUGGUCAUGGCACAAGGGGAAAGUGCCCAGUUAGCUGCAUUUCUCACUCUAACUGGGGAGCACAGCAGGAACCUGGGACUGCCCCAUGCUGGGGACACACACCUCUCCUCGGCCGUGGGAGGGCUAGGAUAAUCCUCUCUCUCUGAGGCAGCCUGCCUACUCGACCCUUCAUCCCUAGCCACACCCUAGAGUGAGAAAUCAAAUACAGAAAAACAAAAAAAAUUAAGGACUGAGCAAUCCUGGGAUAAGUGUUCUAAUAAUUUAUUAUCAGAGCAUAGAGGAAAAAUAGAUUUAGAAUAUCAGGACUUCUCAGUAGCAUAAAACCAGAAUAUUUGAAUUAUAGAUCUCGCACACAAUUCCUGUAAACUUUUGUUGGCAAUGCUAUUUCUUAAACCAUUUAAAAAUUAGCAGCAAGAUUUGAAGAUUUCCUGAAUAGGUUAAUAGCCUAGAAUCCAAUCAAAUAAUGUUCAGUGUGUGUAUGCACCAAAUUCUCAGAACCACAUUAUAAUGCGGAAACUAAUUUAACUUCCAAUGAAGACAAGUGAUUUUAUGUACUCAGGGCAAUGCCAACAAGUGCUACAUCAACAAAGCUAUUGAAACAGAAAAGCAAACAAAGUGAGGCAGAGAAGCUGCUGCUGCCCAGCAGGGGUAUCAGGGAACAAAAAACCCCUAUUAUUUUACCUCUGCUUCUAAAGGUUAAAAAAUACCUAAAUGUCAUAUCACAAAAGAUGGGGUAGGGGCAGGCGCUUUGAAACUUCCAUUGCCAGGUUCUUUCUGGCCAAUGGACUUGCAACUAAAUUCCCAUGAUUCCCUCAGGAUUUUCAGUGUAACUUUCUGGUUAUUGCUGUCAACUAAGGCUGUGGCCACACUGUAGGAUUUACAGUCACAUAGCUGCAGUGUUUCAGGGACUGCUGCUGUGGCCUGGCCCCUUGUUCUGUGUUUGGGAGUGGCAGGGGAUUCAUUCAUGGUCUUUUUCCUUUUUCAGGUGCUGGUAGGGCUCAUCAUGGUGCAUCUUGCUCGUCUCCUUAUGAAAAACUAUCAUGGAGGACAUGUAGCUAUCCGAUUUGCUCUUGGUGGCUGUGCCAACAGACCCUACUUUCGUAUAGUGGCAGCAUAUAAUAAGCGAGCACGGGAUGGCAAGUAUUUGGAGCAAGUGGGCUGCUAUGACCCACUCCCAAACAGCCAUAAUGAAAAGAUUGUUGGCUUGAAUAUUGAGAGACUCAAACACUGGAUUGGUUGCGGUGCACAUGUCACAAAACCAGUUGAAAAGCUUCUAGGUUUUUCUGGACUUUUCCCAUUACAUCCUAUGACAAUCACAAAUGCUGAAAGACUAAGGAAGAGAAGAGCCUUGGAGGCCCCUGCAACUUCUCAGGAAGAAACACCAAGUGACUGAUAACAUCUGUCUGAACUGAAUUACUCAAAAGAUUACUGUACAGACCUCAAUUAGAACAGUGUGCCAACUAAAAAGGACAAUGUAUCUGCUACAGGAAAAGAAAAGGUAGUGGAUGUGAAUUAUAUAAGAAUAUUAAAAUAUUUGAGGCUUUAAGGAGACCUCAGACAAGGA
Messenger RNA from Pelodiscus sinensis (Chinese soft-shelled turtle), 1991 nucleotides. RefSeq names its product mitochondrial ribosomal protein S16 (gene MRPS16). The record is from RefSeq and is a predicted model, not a curated record. Gene Ontology annotation, biological process: mitochondrial translation. Gene Ontology annotation, molecular function: structural constituent of ribosome. Gene Ontology annotation, cellular component: ribosome; mitochondrial small ribosomal subunit. Lineage: Eukaryota; Metazoa; Chordata; Testudines; Trionychidae.